Molecule: messenger RNA, 3260 nt
Organism: Lontra canadensis (Northern American river otter)
Lineage: Eukaryota; Metazoa; Chordata; Mammalia; Carnivora; Mustelidae
Gene: ZNF567
Product: zinc finger protein 567
Exons: 6
Coding region: 656-2611 (651 amino acids)
Biological process (GO): negative regulation of transcription by RNA polymerase II
Molecular function (GO): DNA-binding transcription repressor activity, RNA polymerase II-specific; RNA polymerase II cis-regulatory region sequence-specific DNA binding
Source: RefSeq, a predicted model, not a curated record
GAUGGCGGGACCCGGGGGGGAUGCCGAGGAGGGAGGCGGGAACCUGGGCUGGGAAAAGCGAGGAAGGAAGAGGGAACCUGGGCCAAGAAGGCCGGGGAGGAAAGCGAGAGUCUGGACCCUGCAUAGAGCGAGGAGGGAAGCGAGAACUAAGCAGAAGGAACCAGAAUCCAAGGCCGAGGAACACGGAGGAGGGAGGGAGUAGGGAGCCUGGGCCGGGGAGCGCCCUAAAGGCAACCGGUAGUCCAGGAUGGACAGCGCCGAAGAGGAAACUAGAAGCCCGGGGCUGGUGUUACAAGUCGAUUUGUGUUUGAGACUGCAUGCGACUUUGGAGACACGACAGUAAGGGGUGGGUAGUCUCUAGCUGGAAUGGAUUGGGAGCUGGAAAACAGGAAACAAGUCAGAAGUCAGGGACAAGAAGAGGCUAACAUGAUUGGUACCAUUAUAAUUUAGUGUAAGUCAGCUCUUAACCUUCUGAGAGAACCCACUGCUGGGAACUUCAGAUACACUUCCCUUCUCAUGGGUACAGCCACUUCUCCAGCUGUCUCCUCAGUGUUUCCUCUGGGCAUGCAGUAGUCCACCUGCUCUGGUGGGUCUUGUCUCUCCGGUGAGUCCUCUUGGACAAGAGGAUCCAAGCCAACCCAGGCAGUCUCCAUCCAUGGGUUGCCCAUCUAGAGCUCAGGCAUCAGUGUCAUUCAAAGAUGUGACUGUGGACUUUACUCGGGAGGAGUGGCAGCACCUAGAUCCUGCUCAGAAGACUCUGUACAUGGAUGUGAUGUUGGAAAACUAUUGCCAUCUCAUUUCUGUGGGGUGUCACAUGACCAAACCUGAUGUGAUCCUUAAGUUGGAACGAGGAGAAGAGCCGUGGACAUCAUUUACAGCUUCCUGCUUAGAAGAAAAUUGGAAAGAGGAAGACUUUUUAGUGAAAUUCAAGGAACACCAAGAUAAGUUUUCUAGAUCAGUUGUAUUCAUCAACCACAAAAAACUGAUUAAGGAAAACAGUAAUGCAUAUGAAAAGACAUUUACUUUAAGCAAAAACCCUAUUAAUUCAAAAAAUCUACCUCCUGAAUAUGAUACUCAUGGAAAAAUUUUUAAAAAUGUUUCAGAAUUAAUCAUCAGUAAUCUAAGUCCUGCAAGAAAAAGACUUAGUGAGUAUCAUGGAUAUGGGAAAUCACUCCUUAAUACUAAAGCAGAGACAGCUCAACCUGGAGUCAAAUCCCAUAAUCAACGUGGCAGGGCUGUUAGUCAUAACGAAGUACUUAUGCAGUACCAUAAGGUGGAAACUCCGGCACAGUCAUUUGGAUAUAAUGACUAUGAGAAAGCCUUCCUUAAAAAGGGAGGAUUAAUUACACAUAAUAGAGCUUACAGAAGGGAAAACCCAUCUGAAUAUAAUAAAAGGAGAAGAGCAACCAAUAUUGAAAAAAAACAUACAUGCACUGAAUGUGGGAAGUCCUUCUGCAGGAAGUCAGUAUUGAUUCUGCAUCAGGGAAUUCACACAGAGGAAAAACCCUAUCAGUGUCAUCAAUGUGGAAAUUCAUUUAGAAGGAAGUCUUAUCUCAUUGACCAUCAGAGAACUCACACAGGAGAAAAACCCUUUGUUUGUAACGAAUGUGGAAAGUCUUUUCGCCUAAAGACAGCCCUCACUGAUCAUCAGAGAACACAUACAGGGGAGAAGUCAUAUGAAUGUCCACAGUGUAGGAAUGCCUUCAGAUUGAAGUCACACCUCAUUCGUCAUCAGAGAACUCAUACGGGAGAGAAACCGUAUGAGUGUAAUGACUGUGGGAAGUCCUUCCGCCAGAAGACAACACUCUCUUUACAUCAGAGAAUUCAUACAGGAGAGAAACCCUAUAUUUGUAAAGAAUGUGGGAAGUCCUUUCAUCAGAAGGCAAACCUUACUGUACAUCAGAGGACUCACACAGGGGAAAAGCCCUAUAUAUGUAAUGAAUGUGGAAAAUCUUUCUCCCAGAAGACAACCCUCGCUCUUCAUGAGAAGACUCAUAAUGAGGAGAAACCCUACAUUUGUAAUGAGUGUGGGAAGUCCUUCCGCCAGAAGACAACCCUUGUGGCACAUCAGAGAACACAUACAGGGGAAAAAUCCUAUGAAUGUCCUCACUGUGGGAAGGCCUUUAGAAUGAAGUCAUACCUCAUUGAUCAUCACAGAACUCACACUGGAGAGAAACCAUAUGAAUGUAAUGAAUGUGGGAAGUCCUUCAGUCAGAAGACAAAUCUAAAUCUACAUCAGAGAAUUCAUACAGGGGAGAAACCCUAUAUUUGUAAUGAAUGUGGGAAGUCCUUUCGCCAGAAAGCAACUCUGACUGUACAUCAGAAAAUACAUACAGGACAGAAAUCUUACGAAUGCCCUCAGUGUGGGAAAGCCUUUAGCAGGAAGUCAUAUCUCAUUCACCAUCAAAGAACUCAUACAGGAGAGAAACCAUAUAAAUGUAAUGAAUGUGGGAAGUGCUUCCGCCAGAAGACAAAUCUCAUUGUACAUCAGAGAACUCACACAGGGGAAAAACCCUAUAUUUGUAAUGAGUGUGGUAAGUCCUUCAGUUAUAAGAGAAACCUCAUUGUGCAUCAGAGAACUCACAAGGGAGAAAACAUAGAAAUGCAAUAAAUGAUGUGACUUCUUUGUAAAGCCUUCCCAAGUUAUUGUAAAACCUUAGUUUAAAAAACAGCAUGCUAAAACAUUUUAAAAAGGUAAUUUUAAUCACAAAUGUAAUAAUAGUUAAAGUACCAACUACAUAACUACUGUUUACUAGCAUAUAUAAUGGGUAUGAUCAUUUGUUAUUAAAUUCUAUCAGAAAUGAAGCUAAAUUUUAAGUUUUCAAGUUCUGUUGACUCAGUUUGUUUUUUUAAAAAGUACUUACAUAAUACAUGAAGACCAAGAUACAAAAUGGUCAUAAUGUCAGUUUCUAUAAAAGAAGGAAAAUAUGAAAUAUAUUUCUCCUUAUGCUCUGGAAUAAAAAACAGUUGUUACUUCCCCAAAGAUUACCAUGUAUCUGGCUUAAAAUGUCAUGAAGUAGUCUUUGCAUGUCUUUAAACUUUAUGUAUUUUUUUAUCAUGUAUCAUGAAUUUUUUUGUGUCUUGUUUCACUCAACAUUUUUAAGAUUCAUACAUUAUUGCAUGUGGCAGUAAUGUGUUCAUUUUCAUUCUGUUUACUCUUCCAUCUUACAAUAUACCACUAUUUAUCCUUUUGAUGGAUAUUUGUAUUUUUUUAUAAUUUUGUGUUGUAAUAAAAAUGCUGCUUAAAUGCUAUAAAUGUU